AUGCCUAUCGGAGAAGACAAGAAGUCUGGAGUCGCCGGAGGAGUGACUGCAGUCACCUCGACCAUCGGCAAUGGUGUCGGUGGUCUCUUGGGCACUGUUGGUGGUGUCACUGGUGCUGCUACUCGAGGAAGCAACGCUGGAAAGCCACUCGGCGAUGCCUUGGCCUCGCUCGGAAACGGUGUCGAGGAUGGAACCAACAAUAUUGCUCGUGGUGUUGAGGCCGCUGGGCAGGGCAAGAAGGCUUGGUGA
Molecule: messenger RNA, 249 nt
Organism: Aureobasidium vineae
Lineage: Eukaryota; Fungi; Ascomycota; Dothideomycetes; Dothideales; Saccotheciaceae
Source: the annotation of a GenBank genome assembly